AUGACACGUCAAGAAAACGAAGCAAGCUCCAAGGCCAGCAUUCACAGCAAAGCUUCUGCCAUCAAUCUCGAAACCGUUUCAAGUUCAGCAAAUGGAGCCAGCGUCGAGCUUGACGAGGAGACCAAGAGAAAGUUGCUUCGAAAGAUUGACCGAAAACUGAUGCCUGUCCUCUGCUUCACCUACGCGCUACAAUACUACGACAAGGCCAUCCUCAGUCAGGCUGCCAUCUUCGGCUUACGAGAGGACCUGAAACUCACUACUGGCAUCCGGUACUCUUGGGUUUCUCUUAUCUUCUACUUCGGAUACAUCGCCGGUACUUAUCCUGCCUCAUUUCUCGCCCAACGAUACCCAAUUCGAAUUGUCUGCACCGCUAUCUGCAUUAUAUGGUCUUUUGUCAUCCUUUGUACGCCGGCAUGUUCUUCCUAUACCGGAAUUCUCAUCAAUCGCUUUAUGCUUGGUCUUGUCGAGGCAGGCGUAUCACCCAUCUUCAUGCUCGUUGUAGGCCUCUGGUACACCCACUCGGAGCAGGUUUCAAGAUCUAGUUGGUGGUACUCCUGCAGCGGUGGAUCUCUGCUUAUCUCACCCUUGAUCAAUUACGGGCUUGGCCAUAUCAAGGGAGGCGUUCUCAACUCCUGGCAGUGGAUGUACCUUAUUGCCGGACUCGCUACUCUGGCUUGGGGUAUUGCCCUUUGGUGGCUGUUCCCCGAUAGCCCCCAGCAUGCUAAGGGCUUUACAGAAGCCGAGCGCCAUCUUCUCCUUGAGCGAGUGCGAGAAAACAAUGCCGGGACUGAGGAUAAGCAUUUCAAGUCCUACCAGUUCUGGGAGGCCUUAUUUGACUAUCGGCUUUGGGGAAUCAUGAUUCUAUCUAUUGUGUCCUGCACAGGCUCCGGUGCUGUCACAACUUUUGGAACUAUUGUCUUUAAGGAUAUGGGAUUUGACGUUUUUACGUCGCUGUUGCUUAACCUACCUAUUGGAGCCCUCGCUUUCAUCUGUGUUCUCGGUUCAGGCUACAUUGGUAGGAAGGUCCCCAACUCAAGGUUGUUCGUAGUCGCCGGAGCAUGCCUUCCUGUUAUUCUCGGUUGUUCCUUAAUAUGGCAACUUCCAGACUCCAACAAAGCAGGACGCAUCAUCGGCUUCUAUCUUGUCAACUUCUUUUCCUCAGCCUGGGUUCAGUGCAUCGGCUUGGGGACUUCCAAUGUUGCUGGACAUACUAAGAAAGCUGUCUAUGCUGCUUCGACCUUUAUUGGAUACUGUCUUGGAAACAUCAUCGGUCCUCUCAUGUUUGACGCGUAA
Fusarium musae is the source of this 1293-nucleotide messenger RNA. RefSeq lists its product as uncharacterized. The coding region runs from base 1 to 1293 and encodes 430 amino acids. NCBI's taxonomy places the organism in Eukaryota, Fungi, Ascomycota, Sordariomycetes, Hypocreales, Nectriaceae. Gene Ontology annotation, cellular component: membrane. Gene Ontology annotation, biological process: transmembrane transport. The record is from RefSeq and is a predicted model, not a curated record. Gene Ontology annotation, molecular function: transmembrane transporter activity. The transcript is spliced from 2 exons.